Messenger RNA from Pristis pectinata (smalltooth sawfish), 3985 nucleotides. Its product is annotated as atypical chemokine receptor 4-like. Gene Ontology annotation, molecular function: scavenger receptor activity; chemokine receptor activity; chemokine binding. Gene Ontology annotation, biological process: chemotaxis; G protein-coupled receptor signaling pathway; immune response. The transcript has 2 exons. The coding region runs from base 945 to 2027 and encodes 360 amino acids. The record is from RefSeq and is a predicted model, not a curated record. Gene Ontology annotation, cellular component: membrane. NCBI's taxonomy places the organism in Eukaryota, Metazoa, Chordata, Chondrichthyes, Rhinopristiformes, Pristidae.
UUGCCCCUCGGGUCCCCUUUAAAUCUUCCCCUCUAACCUUGAACCUGGGCCCUCUAGUUUGGACUCCCUUACCCUGGGCAAAAUACUUUGGCUAGUCACUUUGUCUAUGCCCCUCAUGACUUUAUAAACCUCUUAUAAGGUCACCCUUCAGCCGCCAACGCUCCAGGAAAAAACGCCCCAACCUAUCCAGCCUCUCCUUAUAACCCAAGCCCUCCACUCCCGGUACAUCCUCGUAAAUCCUUUUUCCCCUUUCAAAAGCAGAGUUGAUGAAACUUUCACAUAAAAUAAGUAAUUAAGUACAUAAGUAAUUAAGUUUAUGUACAGUAAAUAAGUAAUUCAGUACAUGAACAAAGAAAAGCAGCCAUCAGAGUCGCAUCGAGCUUCCAAUCUUCCAAGAAAAGUUUGGUGUGAGGAUUUUUCAAAAGCUGUAUCACACUGUGCUUUUGAGCUGUGUGUGCGAGUUACGAAUUCCCAGCCAGUUUAUCUUGAAAUUCGUUUUGGGAGUUGCAGCAGUUUGUGCACGUCUGGUCUUAGCACUCUUGGCAAGUAGUUGAGACCACUGGACAGAAGGUAACGCAGCUGCCGUGCUCUCCCAGAGCUCGGGACCUCGCUAACAACCGAACCAGGAGCCCGCACUCAAACAAGUGAAAGCUGUAAGCAAAACGGAAACAAACUCCUCCUCGUCAAAACCAGAUCACCGAGAAGAAGCCGGCAACCAAGCAUUAAGAGGUGCCGGGGACGCAUUCUUUUGGACGGAUCACAGUUGACACAACCCCUCGUCCACUGGAUCACUUCUGGGUGUUUUAAAGAUAUUUUUGCAACCACCCAGCAACACUGCAGUUCAAGCAGCAGCAGCGUGGAGUUAGCCCGUGAAACCAGCCUGUUGCACAGUCUAACACUUCGAGGAAACAUCUCCCAAGCAAAAGAAAAUCCAUCUCGGUGGCAUGGCAGAUGAAGACAUUUAUGAUGACUUCUCAAACUUCUAUGACAAUGGAUCUUACCAUGGGGACAGAAAUUACAGCAUUGACUAUUAUGAAUUUAACUACCUGUGUGACAAAGGUGACGUCAGACAAUUUUCAAAAUAUUUCCUGCCACUGUUCUACGGAGUGACACUGAUAGCUGGGCUCUCUGGGAAUUUUAUUGUGGUGGCCAUUUAUGCCAAUUACAAGAGGAUCAAAUCCAAGACAGACUUGUACAUCAUGAAUCUGGCCAUUGCUGAUUUGCUGCUUCUUGUCACCCUUCCUUUCUGGAUGGCCCACGCUGUCCAUGGAUGGAUUUUUGGAGACGUUAUGUGCAAAAUCUGCUCAGCACUGUUCGAAAUGAAUUUCUGUGCCAGCAUGCUGUUCUUAGCCUGCAUCAGUGUUGACCGCUACCUUGCCAUCUCCAGGGCAACCAGGCCAUCCACAGUGGGCAACAGGGCUAAGAUCAUCUGCAUGUGUGUCUGGCUGGUGGCUAUAAUUCUCAGCACUCCUGAUUUCAUUUUCUCUUCAGUGAUGAGUUUUGACAACAGGCAGCUAUGCAACCUCCUUUUCCCUCCACAGAUGGCCAAGACAGUCAGGGCUACAGUCCAGGUGUUUGACAUCCUCCUGGUGUUUGCAAUCCCAUCACUGGUUAUGCUCUACUGCUAUUCUGCUGUGGCCAAGGUGGUGUACAAGGGUCCAGAUAGAAGGAAACACAGGGCACUUAGGGUGCUCCUGGCAGUCGUGGGGCUCUUCUUCUUGACUCAGCUACCAUACAACAUCAUCAAGUUCUGCCGCCUGCUCGACGUGAUCCACAUGCUCAUCAAGGAUUGCGAGAUCAGCAAAAGGGUGGAUAUCGCCACACAGAUAACCGAGAGUAUCGCAUUGUUUCACAGCUGCCUCAACCCAAUCCUGUACGCGUUUAUGGGAGCAUCAUUCAAAGGCUACAUCCUGAAAGCGGUCAAGAAGAGCAGCUUUUGGCGCCGGAACCAGGACACGACCAUUGCUCUCGAGAGUUCCUUCAAUUCUCUGUCCCAGUCAGAGCAUACAAGCAGUUUCUCCAUCUAGCUGCACAACUGGAUAGAGAUUCUGGCACAGGAAUUCCCUGAGGAUUCCUAACCACAGGAGUUCCAAACUCCUCCCACCCCGUCUCUGGUGCCCCUUGACUUCACUCCCAAGAGGACUGGCUCCAAUGUGUAGACACUGCUCCUCAGAAUCACACUCCCUCACCAGCUCCACACUCCCUCACCAGCAGAAGUAGUCUUUCUUCAUCCAUUCUAUUAUUUCUUCAUAAUACUUUGAAAAGUUUAAUCAAAACACUUGAAAUAUUAGAUAACUCAAGCCAUUUGUGCUAUUGUGCCUCAUAAUUAACCCUCAAAAGUCCAGGUAUCAUUCUGAAAAUCUAUACUCACUGUCCCCAAGGACGAUACAUCCUUCCCUAGGUGCAGAGCCCAGAGCUGUUGCCAAGCCCUGGCGGUGGUCUAACCAAGGAUUUACACAAGACUCCUUGUAUGACUGUGUCAUUUCCAGAAGAUCUCCAAUCAUCAUUACAAAGGGUCAACCUCAUGGAAUGCGUGCCAUUCCCAGGGGUUACAAAUUCCACAAAACCAAGAUGACUCUGCCUCAGUUACUACUGAGACAGCCAGAACCUAUAGAGUUCUUAUGUGAAUUAACAAUUUAUUGCAGUUGUAAAUAAUUAGCUAAUUCUGAAGGCUAAUCACAGGUCUAUGUUUGUCUCCUGUGCUUUACCUCCACUAGCACUAACCAUGAAAUUAGAAAAAAUGUUCUGGCAGAAUUUUGUCUCCAAUACCCCCAUUUACAAGGCUGUCCAACUUUUUCAUGUCUCUUUGUUCCCUUAACUUCUUUAUCCUGUCUCCCAUAUAUUUUGCUUCCACUUACUUGCCUUCCUCACCCAUCCCCUUUGGAUUUCCUUAUUCCUUUUCCUCUGCUCUUCCCUAUAUUCACCCAGUACAUCAGCUGUGGCUCAGCCUCCCUCUCCCUAAAGCCAGAUGGUUACAGGUCCAAGCUUCAGUCCAGAGGCUCAUGUACAAAUUUCCAGGCCAGUCCUAGGCGAAUAUUGCAUUGUUGGAGUAUCCUUCAAGUAGGACAUUAAACUGACAUCCCAUUAUCUCAUCACUGUCUCAAAUUUCCAAUUUACACUAGUAUUCACACUAUAAAAGUACUUAUUUAGUUGCAAGUUAUCUUGGGACAUUGCAAAUGAUAUAGAAAUGUAAGGUUUCUUUUAUUCACUGAUUUAAUGGCAUGUUCCAACAAACUGGAGAUGAAGCAGGCACAGUAAAUAUGUUUUGCUCAUCAAGGUGUGUAUAAUAUGUUGUCUGGUGUGGUUCUGAAUUGCAGUAGCCCAUCUCAAAUUACAGAAUCAUGGAAACUUCCUGUACUGUACGAGUCCAUUCAACCUUAAUGGAAAACAAAUAAAACUGCAGAUAUUGGAAUCUGAAACAAAAACAAAAGUGCUGGAGGAACAUCUGCAGAAGGAGAAACCAGUUAAUGUUUCGGGUUACACAGCUGCUUGACUGGCUGAGUUCUCCCAGCAUUUUGUUUUUGCUUCAGAGUCCAUUAAAUCUAUUGUGUCUGUGCCAAUAAAGUCAAAUGUAGCUGUGUUUCGUGAGGAAAUCCAAUACAGUUCACAUCAAUUCUUAAAUAAGGUUUCAAAACAUCCUCCUCUCCUCUAAGCAGAAUUAAAUGGGGAGUGAAUAAUUUCACUAAGCUGCUCAACAGUAUUUUGCUGGAAGGAAUUCCCUUCAAAUCACAAUAUGAUAUUUACAAACAUCAGCCUGUGCUUUAUCCAGAAGAUACAUUUUAUAGAAAUGUAUUCAGCUGUUGCAAUGCAGAACAAAUAUUUCGCUACUUUAAAGUUCCCGAUUGUAAUCUAUAUAUGUGGCCUAAUGUAGUUAAACAUCUAGUAUACUGAAACUUAGCAUGUUUGAUGGAUAUCUUUGUAUUCACAGCCAUGAUCAAAAUCUCCUUGAAUCUUUUGCAAAUACAAAAUUAAAGAUAUUUACACA